AUGCCGUACUGCUAUUACCCAUCGAAUGAGCCCAACACUAUGGUCAGCAUGUUCGAGGAGGAAGUGUUCACCAGGCAGUACACGGUGUUGAAGACCUUGGGCCAGGGUGGCACUUCCGAUGUGAAGCUAUGCUCCCACCGCCUUACAGGUGCCCCAGUUGCAGUCAAGGCUCUCUUGAGGGAGAGGUGGUUGGAGCCAACAGUGCCCGAAGUGGACAUUAUGAAAAUGCUCAGUCACCCAAACAUUGUUUCGCUUGUGCAAGUUAUAGAGACAGAACACACAACUUAUUUAAUAAUGGAGGUUGCCAGAGGAGAAGAGCUACUUAAACGAGUCCAGGACGCUGGAUGCCUGAAAGAAGAUGAAGCUAGGAGCAUAUUUGUUCAGUUGCUCAGUGCCAUAGGCUACUGUCACGGUAAAGGUGUGGUGCACAGGGACAUAAAGCCUGACAAUAUCAUAGUGGAUGAGGAUGGAAAGGCUACACUUAUUGACUUCAGCCUAGGAGCCAGAUUCCUACCUGGGCAAAAACUGGAAAGGCUGUGUGGAGCCUUCCAGUUCAUUGCUCCAGAGAUCUUCCGAAGCCUACCCUACAAUGGCACAAAAGUAGACAUGUGGGCCUUGGGGGUCAUUUUAUAUUAUAUGACGACCAGAUUUCUUCCAUGUGGAGCAGGAACCCUGUCGGAAUUGAGCUCUAAGGAAAUGCAAGGGAAGUACCAAACACCGUAUAUUCUCUCCAAAGACAAAAGACUAAACAAGAAGCUAUCAUGUUCCUUAUUAAUUGUCAACUCAAGGCAGCUGUCAAAAGCCCAAGACCUCCUAAGUCAUCCCUGGCUUCAGCAAGGGGGAAAGACUUUGACAUUCCAUUACAACAGUGACACCAGCUUCCCUGACCCUGACAUAAUGGGGGCCAUGGAAAGCAUUGGGUUUCAUUCCCAGGACAUCAGAGAAUCAUUAACCGAGUUUGACAAAACUAUGACUACCUACCACCUCGUGAAAACCCAGGCAUGUCAGGACGAUGGCAAUUAUGUACAAACAGAUGUAACUAACCCAGGAGUGACAACUUUCCCUUCAGCAACAGAUCCUGACACUUACCCUCUGCCUCCCAGGAGAAAGGCCAGUGAACCUUCCCUUAAGAUAUUAGUCUCAUCUACUGGACAACAUCAUCUAAAACAAAGUGGGGAGACAAAUGCCCCUGUUGCAUACAAGAAAACACCCCCCUAUGGCAGUCAUCAGCCAAGAUCAAUGACUGCCCCUUGCAUCUGCAUGGCUACUUACACUGUGGUGGAAGUAAUCGAAACCCUCGAUAACACCUUCUACUCUAGCUCCCAGUUCGAAAAGGCCUCAAGUGACCCAGAAAAGAGACCUUUCAUUCCAAGACCUCCACAGCCUAGGGGAUGGGCCAAAUGGAAGAAACGAAUUUUAACAUGCAUCAGGACCCUAUGCUGCUGCUGCAUGUCACCUGACACAACAAGCCAGAGGAAGUUGUGCCCCCAAAAGAGAGAGGACACCCCGAAGAUGACAAGAACUUUCAGGCUGCCCAAACCAAUACCACCCGGGAAAUUCUUACACAUGAUCUUGUUUGACUUCCAGCAUGAGAAGCAGACUUUGCCACCAUUCAAACAGACUUCUCUUGAGAUAUACCAAGGAAUUGCUUUUGAGAACAUUUUAGCUCUGUGA
Messenger RNA from Apodemus sylvaticus (European woodmouse), 1674 nucleotides. Its product is annotated as sperm motility kinase Z-like. Gene Ontology annotation, cellular component: cytoplasm. Gene Ontology annotation, molecular function: protein serine/threonine kinase activity; ATP binding; tau-protein kinase activity. The record is from RefSeq and is a predicted model, not a curated record. Gene Ontology annotation, biological process: microtubule cytoskeleton organization; protein phosphorylation; intracellular signal transduction. Lineage: Eukaryota; Metazoa; Chordata; Mammalia; Rodentia; Muridae.